AUGGCACGCACCAAGCAAAUGGCCCGUGGCCCGGGCCAGUAUGCAAAUGAGCAGCCUCUUGAUGAAGAGGAUCAGCAGGAGAUCAAUGGAAUUCUCACCGAGGAAGACAAGAAACGUCGCGAGGAGCUUGAGAAGGCACCCAUGCAGAUCGAGGUCAAACACCUAGAGAAGCGGUGGACAAAGAAGGGGCACCCAUACAUCACCGAGCCAAAGGAGGAUGAGGACGUCCCCCAAGAGAAGAUUAAUUGGCCCAUUCAGAUCACGCGCCAGUACGAUGGCCAAAACAAAUACAUCUGCCGUACCUCACUUGAGGUCAACUCUCCCGGACUCAAGAAUAUCUUAGGAGAUGUCAUUGGCAGCAAGUACCCUGGCCAAUCCUACCUGACUUCCAACAUUACCGUCGACUUCCCUCCCCGCAGUCUCUACCACUACCGUCAGGAGCUGGCCGACACUGCUGUUGAUCACGAACCCGGUUCCGAUGAAGCCAGGCACCUCCCUCUGCUGCUCAGCUUCAUUGACGAGGAGUUCCAUGAUGCCAUUACCGACGGCGCAAACCUUCUUGAGCAGGGCUUGAUGAGCUAUGAACACCUCUGGACCAUCUUCCGUCCAGGAUGCCUUGUCUACGCUACUCGGAUGAGCCAGGCCCGUGUGUACAAGCUCAAUAGCUACCAGUAUACCUGUGGCCAGUGCCCCGGUCUCCAGCUCAGCGUCGAGUUCGUCGACUUUGACGGCGACGACUUUGGCACGAGGUACGAUUCCCUCUUGAUUCCCGCUUUCUCUGGAACCACGGAAAUCGCCUCUCUCAACGCCCUGCCUCUGGUGCACCACCCUGACCCCAGCGCCGUUUCGCGCCUCCUUACUGAGCGCGGCCGACGAUGGGAGGCUCUCGCCGGUCAGAAUUUCCGUCAGUACAAGGGCGUAGCGUUGGACCCCCGCAACCGCCGCUUCAACAUUGACGGCCGGGUCAUGGUCGACGCGGAGACUCACCACCGAAUCAUGGCCGACUUCGCCUUCAACAUCAACUCGUUCCCCAAGGUGGCAGGGCGGAAGCGGAAGCAAGACGACGAGAGCGACGACAUGGAACUCGUUCCAAAGGAGACUGCCGAGUUUGCGCCCCUGACCGACGAGCAAUGCCUGCUGGCCAGCCCCAUGGUCCGCGGCUUCAGCUUCACCGAGAAGAAGUUCCUCGACUUCUUCGUCGACAAGAUCAGCCCCAUCGAGUGGAACACCCAAUGCUUCGAGCAGCUAGUCCUGCCAGACUCUCAAAAGGAGCUCGUGCAGGCUCUCGUGGCGGAGCACACCGCCCGGGCCACCGAUCCAAACUCGUCUGCGUUUGAUGACAUUGUCAAGGGUAAGGGCAAGGGCCUCAUUCUCGUCUUGCAUGGUCCUCCUGGCGUAGGAAAGACCUUGACGGCGGAGUGCGUGGCAGAAUUCAGCCGUCGACCGCUAUACAUCGUCUCCUCGGGCGACCUCGGUACCUCGUCAUCGGUCCUGGACGACAAGCUGACCAAGACGCUCGAUCUGGCGAGCACGUGGAAGGCGGUGCUCCUCAUCGACGAGGCCGACGUCUUCCUUGAGCGUCGCUCAUUGCACGAUAUGGAGCGCAACAGUCUCGUGUCCAUCUUCCUACGCACCCUCGAGUACUAUAGCGGCAUCCUCUUCAUGACGACAAACCGCGUACGGACCUUUGACGAUGCCUUCAAGAGCCGCAUUCACGUGCCUCUCAAGUACGAUGACCUGCCGCGUGAGAGCCGGUUGAAGGUGUGGAAGAACUUCCUGGGCAACGUCGAAGGUGGUGUCGACAUUGACGAAGACGGGUAUGAGAAGCUCGCGGAGGGCAAGUUGAACGGGCGCCAGAUCAAGAAUGUGGUCCGGACGGCCAAGAGUUUGGCUGCGCACAAGAAGCGGAGAUUGGACUGCGAGCAGCUGCAGCAGGUUGUGGAUAUCCAGAUGACGUUUGAGAGGGAGCUGGACAGUGUGGAUGGUGACAUUGAUGUGGUUGUACGAUAG
Messenger RNA from Colletotrichum fioriniae, 2010 nucleotides. RefSeq lists its product as uncharacterized. Lineage: Eukaryota; Fungi; Ascomycota; Sordariomycetes; Glomerellales; Glomerellaceae. The record is from RefSeq and is a predicted model, not a curated record. Gene Ontology annotation, molecular function: ATP hydrolysis activity; ATP binding.